CAAGCCUCAUUUGCAGGUGUUACUGCUUAGUAUAAUCUGGUGCAGGUUGUCUUGUAUGUCGAAAAUAGGAUUUCAGCGCUGGCUCAUAAAAAUCCUAAAUUACACAGCUAUCUUCUGAGAGAGGAAUGAAAUGCGUCCCUAUGGUCUAAGGCGGAGUAUUCGAUGUCCUAAGAAAUAUGGGGAGACUAUUAAAGAGAGGAAAUACAUGUUGGCCCCAAAUUAUGAUUUGGACCUUGUGUGUGAGCAGAGUGAAGCCGACCCCCAGAAACUCCCGGAUGACAGGUAUAUAAGGAAUGCUGCUGUUCUUCCAGAUCUCAAACUAUCCCACAGAGAUGGAGCCCUCACUACAGAAGAGAGGACCUCCAGCAGCGUCUCAACUAGCCAGCCAGAACCUCUGAUGAUCCACGGCUUCACAGUACCAGAGUACCAGCAGACAUAUCAUUCAGUGGUGGAUCCCCUGCUUUUUAGGCCUUGCGGGAAGCUCGCAGCCUACAGUCUGGAGCUGGGCCGUAACAUUAAGGAACAUCUGUUUAAAGAGCUGGCCUACCCCACGCUUCAAAUUUCGGAGCAGCCAAAUGGAACGAUGAAGAUAAUUGAGCGAUUUUGUGUGCUCCGCCCAACACCUUUCUUAGAUAUAGACAGUAACGGGGAACCACAGUAAUAUUUUCCCACUGACUUUCUAUGAUUUUUUUUGUACGUCUCUUGAUACUUUAUUUAGACUAUUUUCAUUUACCUUGAAAUGUAAUGUAGCUGCUGAAUUUAUAUUCCUAAUGUUUAUUGAAA
Molecule: messenger RNA, 783 nt
Organism: Sander lucioperca (pikeperch)
Lineage: Eukaryota; Metazoa; Chordata; Actinopteri; Perciformes; Percidae
Exons: 2
Coding region: 131-661 (176 amino acids)
Source: RefSeq, a predicted model, not a curated record